Callithrix jacchus (white-tufted-ear marmoset) is the source of this 2065-nucleotide messenger RNA. RefSeq names its product prickle planar cell polarity protein 3 (gene PRICKLE3). Lineage: Eukaryota; Metazoa; Chordata; Mammalia; Primates; Cebidae. The record is from RefSeq and is a predicted model, not a curated record. Gene Ontology annotation, molecular function: zinc ion binding.
CCGAGCUCCCAGGCCCGACGCGCGGUGGCCUGACGGUCUCGAGGAUUACAUUUGCCAGACCCGGCCUGGCUUGACCCUGCCCGGGCGCGCCAUGUUCUCUCGUGGGUCCCGGAGGCGCCGCUCGGGACGUGCGCCUCCAGAGGCAGAGGACCCAGACCGGGGCCAGCCCUGCAACUCCUGCAGGGAGCAGUGCCCCGGCUUUCUGCUGCACGGCUGGAGAAAGAUCUGCCAGCAUUGCAAAUGCCCACGGGAGGAGCACGCAGUGCACUCAGUGCCUGUGGACCUGGAACGAAUCAUGUGUCGGCUAAUCUCGGACUUCCAGCGCCAUUCCAUCUCCGACGAUGACUCAGGCUGUGCAUCGGAGGAGUAUGCCUGGGUGCCCCCAGGCCUUAAGCCGGAGCAGGUGUAUCAAUUUUUCAGCUGCCUCCCAGAGGACAAGGUCCCCUACGUCAACAGUCCUGGGGAGAAAUACAGGAUCAAGCAGCUGCUGCACCAGCUGCCCCCACACGACAGUGAGGCACAGUACUGUACCGCAUUGGAAGAGGAGGAGAAGAAAGAGCUCAGAGCCUUCAGCCAGCAGCGGAAGCGGGAGAAUCUGGGGCGUGGCAUUGUGCGCAUCUUCCCGGUGACUAUCACUGGGGCCAUCUGUGAGGAGUGCGGGAAGCAGAUUGGAGGUGGGGACAUCGCAGUGUUUGCCAGCCGUGCGGGCCUGGGUGCCUGCUGGCACCCACAGUGCUUUUUGUGCACCACGUGCCGGGAGCUUCUGGUUGACCUCAUCUACUUCUACCAUGCUGGAAAGGUCUAUUGCGGGCGUCACCAUGCCGAAUGCCUGCGUCCACGCUGCCAAGCCUGUGAUGAGAUGGCCUGUGCCCUCCAGAUCAUCUUUUCCCCUGAGUGCACGGAAGCUGAGGGCCGCCACUGGCAUAUGGAUCACUUCUGCUGCUUCGAGUGUGAAGCUUCGCUAGGAGGGCAGCGCUAUGUAAUGCGUCAGAGCCGCCCCCACUGUUGCACCUGCUAUGAGGCCCGCCAUGCGGAGUACUGUGAUGGCUGUGGGGAGCACAUUGGCCUGGACCAAGGCCAGAUGGCUUACGAGGGCCAGCACUGGCAUGCCUCAGAGCGCUGCUUCUGCUGUAGUCGCUGCGGGCGGGCCCUACUGGGCCGUCCAUUCCUGCCACGCCGAGGCCUAAUCUUCUGCUCGCGAGCCUGCAGCCUUGGGUCCGAGCCCACCACUCCAGGGCCAGGCCGCCGCAGCUGGAGUGCCGGCACUGUCACAGCCCCACUUGCAGCCUCCACCGCCUCUUUCUCUGCUGCAGAGGGGGUGUUGGAGACCACCACCAAAGGCACCUGCACGGCGUCAGAGCCAGCUGCAGGUCCGGAGGAGCCCUCCCACUUUCUGAGAGGGGCCCCCCACCGCCACUCCAUGCCGGAGCUGGGGCUCCGCAGUGCCCCCGAGCUGCCCCCAGAGUCCCCCGGCCAGCCUAACCCGCGUCCCGAUGAUAGUGCCUUCGGUCGCCAGAGCACCCCACGUGUCAGCUUCCGCGACCCUCUGGUGUCUGAAGGAGGUCCGCGCCGGACACUGAGUGCACCCCCGGCCCAGCGCCGCAGGCCACGCAGUCCCCCACCCAGGGCCCCCAGCCGUCGCCGCCACCGUCACAAUCACCGUCACCAUCACCACCGAAACCCAAGCAGACGUCGCCACUAUCAGUGUGACGCGGGAUCAGGGUCAGAUUCGGAAUCUUGCUCCAGCUCGCCCUCCAGUUCCAGUUCCGAAUCCUCAGAGGAUGAUGGCUUCUUCCUAGGAGAGCGCAUCCCUCUGCCCCCACAUUUGUGCAGGCCCACUCCUGCUCAGGACACUGCAACGGAGACCUUCAUCUCCCCAUCUUCAUUGCUCCCCAGGGACUCUCGUCCGAGACAGGCCCGAGACAAGAACUGUAUCUUGGCUUGAAGGCAGUACGUCCAGCAGGGGGCUCCAUUCUCCAGUCAGAGUAGACCAUGAGGCCCAUACCCCCCACCCCCACACCACACCCUCACAACCUAAGUCAUAAAUCCUCUUCCUCCCUCCUUU